Molecule: messenger RNA, 727 nt
Organism: Cuscuta epithymum
Lineage: Eukaryota; Viridiplantae; Streptophyta; Magnoliopsida; Solanales; Convolvulaceae
Source: the annotation of a GenBank genome assembly
AUUUACGGCAGUAGUAGUAGUAAGUAAAAUGGUUGUAAGGACACUAGGUCCGGGCAAAUUCUACGGCAAAAGCCUCCCAAGGCCGCGGAUCUACGAGGAGGUGAAGUUGAACGACCGUCGAGUGGACCCUCCCGUGCCCGUCUUCGAUGCCCUGAUGUCGUGGGCGGAGGAGGCGCACUGGUCCAUGGGCGGCCUCAGCUUCAAGCGCCACCGCCUUCAGGGCCGGAUCGAGGGCAACAUCAGCAAGUUAAGGGAGGCGGCGGAGGAAGAGAAAGUGCAUCACCGCAACAAGUCAUCCCCUUCACCUCCGCCCGCCCCGCUCGCCUUGAAGCGAAAGCGGCGCUUGAUUUGUGAGGCCCAAGAUGAUGAUGAUGCCGAUGACGAGUCCAGUAGAGGGCGGCUUCCGGUCAGGAAACUAGGUGAUGAUUUCGACAGGAUAGCGCAGCAAAGCGACGCACGGACCAGGGCACAAAAAGCAGCCGAUAUGGGGAUUGAGAAAGGGGGGAAGAAGAGAAGAUUUUCUAAGAUAUGAAAGAUAUGUAGGCGUGCUUGUUCCUUUUGCCAGUUCGUUUUAGUUUAUCGAUCUGAAGAAGAAAUGGCCAGCAGGAAUUGUGUUUUUAUAUGUAUGUGUUGCAAUCUCUGUAUGUCUUUAAUUUAAUUUUUGUUUUUAACCCAGAAAGCAAAACAUUGAGCAAAUUAAAAAGAAAAUGAUACAUUUCAAAUUGGG